Phalacrocorax carbo (great cormorant) is the source of this 1735-nucleotide messenger RNA. The record is from RefSeq and is a predicted model, not a curated record. Lineage: Eukaryota; Metazoa; Chordata; Aves; Suliformes; Phalacrocoracidae.
AGGAGGAGGAGGGGGCGGGGGGCGAUGGCGGGGCGGGGGGCGGCGCUGCUCGUGCUGCUGGGGGCGGGGGCGGCCGGGCUGAGCCUGGAGCCGGUGGUCUGGCACACCGGGAACCGGCGGUUCCUGGCGGCGGGGGGUUACGUCCUGUACCCCCAGAUCGGCGACCGCCUGGACCUGGUGUGCCCGGGGGCGGGGGGCGCCGGGGGGGGUUACGAGUACUACAAGCUGUACCUGGUGGGGGGGGCGCAGGCGCGGCGCUGCCAGGUGCCCCCCGCCCCCACCCUGCUGCUCACCUGCGACCGCCCCCACCGCGACGUCCGCUUCACCAUCAAGUUCCAGGAGUUCAGCCCCAACCUCUGGGGCCACGAGUUCCGGCGCCUCCACGACUAUUACAUCAUCACGACCUCGGACGGGACCCCCGAGGGGCUGGAGAACCGCCAGGGCGGGGCCUGCCUCACCCGCGCCAUGAGGGUCACCCUGCGCGUGGGCCAGCGACCCGGCUCGGCGCCAGAGCAGGAGGGGGCAGGCCCAGCCAAUCAGACGAGCCCCCCGCCGGGGCCAGGCCCUCCCCCCCCGCGGGGGCGGGCGGUGGCGGGGGGCGCGGGGGGAGGGGCGGCGGCGCUGCUGGCGCUGGCGGGGGCGGGGGGGGCCCUGUGGUGGCGUCGGCGGCCCCGGCGAACCCCCAAAACCCCCCGGGGGCUGCCCCGCCCCCGCCCCGCCCCCGCCUGCCCCCUCCGUGACCUGCCCCCCCCCGCCGCCCCCCCCGCCUACUACAAGGUAUGAGGGUGGGGAGGGGGAGGGGGAGGCUCCGCCCUCUUGGGCCCACCCCCAAAACCCUUCCCCCUGAUGGGGCAACUCCCAAAAAUGGGGGAAUUCUCCCCAAAAGGAUGCCCCACCCCCACCCCCCCCCAGGCCUCCAGGCCAGGCGGGAGGGGGGUUAAUCCCGGAUGCUGGUGGGGCGGGGCCUAGCCCAGGGGGUGGGGCCUAGCCCGGGGGCGGGGCCUACUCCAGGCCUGUGGUCUAUCCUGUGGGUAAGGCCUAACCUGAAGGGGCGUGGCCUAGCCCGAGGGGCGUGGCCUAUCCUGAGAGGUGUGGCCUCAUCCAAUGUGGGCGUGGUUAAUCCCUGGGGCAGUGGCUUGAGCCGGGGCAGAGCUUCCCCAGCCUUGAGGUGUCACCCCCGGGGAGUGGGCGGGGCUCUGCAGACCCACCUUCCCCUUUAUUGGCUGUGGGGAAGCCCCUCCCACAUGGUGGAAGGCGGGGCUUCCUGAGCCACGCCUCUCCGAGGGUGGGGGGUGGGAGUGACUCAGUCACCCUCAGUGGUUCUGCAAUAUGGCCACUGCCUGCUGGAGGGACCCUUGGGACAGGAAGUGAUGUCACGCUGUGGGCGGGACUUCAUGCUAUGGAGGGCGACGGUGAGGCGGGACUUCUUGUCAGAGGGCAGGAAGAGGCGGGGUGCUGCUGGCCAGGAGAGGCGGGACUUCCUGUUUGCAGGGGAAACCCUGGAGAGGCGGGACUUCCUGUUUGGCGCCUGGAGAGGCGGGACUUCCUGAGUGGGCUGGAAGCAAUGCCGAGGACUUCCUGCGCAGGCCGGGGAAGAGGCGGGACUUCCUGUUUUGGCCCAGAGCCCCUGGCUGGGACUUCCUGUGUGUGACCCCGCUGGGGGCAGGACUUCCUGUUCUGGGAGGGGCGGGGCUCGGUGGCACUUCCUGUUUAGCCGCGGUGAUUAGAGAGUUCU